Molecule: messenger RNA, 6057 nt
Organism: Ceraceosorus guamensis
Lineage: Eukaryota; Fungi; Basidiomycota; Exobasidiomycetes; Ceraceosorales; Ceraceosoraceae
Exons: 10
Coding region: 1-6057 (2018 amino acids)
Source: RefSeq, a predicted model, not a curated record
AUGCUGACGCUGCUUGUGCUCGAUGCUUGCGGGCCGGCGCUCGCCCGCCGCUCGCCGCCCGCCCCGCUUCUGUCACGCGGUCCGCAACUUGGACCGCACCAUCGUCUCCGCUCCACUUUCGAGCGCUUUCAUCUGCAGCAGCCCAGGAACCCGGCUUUAGGCUCUCAGCAAGACAAGAGAAGGCUUAUUGCUAUCGUACUGUACUUCUUGCGCGAUGGGAAACCGUACUCUACAACAGUUCUAGCCCCACCACCACCAGUGCACGAGCCUGCGCGGCAGACACCGCCGGAGGCAAGGCAUCAUCAGCAGGAGCGAGCUCACCGUCAAUGUCCGCCAGUAGUGGUACUACAAGUCACGAGUGCAUGGUACUGUGACUGUAUUUGGAUGUGGGCCCAUGGGCCCAGGGCAGCUAUAGCUGGAUGCUCUGCGCACUCAAAUCUCGCGCUCGAUCGCCAAGCGAAUGCGCGCCUGAAAAGCUGCUGCUCUGCUACUGUAUGUGGCUGCAGGUUGGACCCUGCCAAAUCGCCAGCAUUGGCCAAAUCGCCCGCCACUCUCCAGCAGCAGCGCCUUGCCCUCUCACCUCUUCUGACGCUCGUAGCGAUGCGCGGUGCAAUCACGACGUAUUAUUAUUACGCGGUUAUGCAGUCUAAUUUCACUAGAGAAUAUGUGCGGACGAUGAUGGCCAGCGUCCCGAUGCUAGCAAGUCAGAAGCAUCUCGAACAUGAAGAAUUCUUGUUCGCCCUGCGCGUCGUCGCUGCGUGCAGCUUUUUGAUCACUGUUCAUGCUGGUGAGGCAGUGCCUCGGGGCGGAAGCUGCAUGAUGGUAGCGCGAUGCAGCGCGACGCAGCCCGCGGAAGCCCCUAUCAACACUUCCACUUCAACAUCCACCCUUGGUUGCGCACGCGAGCCUUGUGGUGUUCGCUGCGAUGCAGUAAAAACAAUCACAACCUUCAAUGGUGAUGCUUCAAAUUGUCAUACAAAGCAUUCCACUGAUCCGAGAUCAUGCAGUCUUGCUUGCCUAUUCUGGACAUUCGGCAUUGCAUGGCGUCUUGCGCUCAUUCUGGUUUCAAUCACGCCGAAGCGGAAGCUGCUGCGAAAAGGCUGCAGCAAGCGUGACAGCCCUCGACCGCGCUCGAGGCACGCAAAACUCAUUUACAAUCUCGCGCACGCACGCGCAUACAGUACCACUACCACUGCGGCGACUCGGCGAGCCUCGACAUCGAUUGGUAAAGGAGGUCUGGCUUUGGUACAGCUAACGUUCCACUCCGACGAGCCAUUCACGCCUACUUACGAAUACCAUUUGACGCGACGCGAUACGAGACACGACUCACAAAGUGACACCCGCAAACCCUGUCGGGAGCGCUUGGUGCCAACGGCUCUGGGCUACAGAAUGGCUGCCUUCCUACCGACGCAGGAGCCGGGGCCUGGACCGACAGCGCAGCCUUUGCCUUCCUGGCUUUCCUACCAAGCGUACACCACCGUUGUCGGUCCCUUCACCGAGACUGUCACACGCAUCAUCUACUAUCCGGAUGGCAGCGCUCCUCCCACGCAGACGGUCGAGGUGAACGUGGGUGAGACGACAAGCAUCGGCUAUUCAGUGGUUCAGCGGCCUCUGCUCUAUACAGGUCCGCUUCCGCCUCCGCCCUUGGGCACGCUCUACACCCUACCAGGCCAGGAACUGCCAAGCAGCUCAACUCAGCAGGUGACGGCUCCAACUUCUGCACCUAGUGAAUCUGCACCACAGCCCAGUGGCACGGUGUCAUCCAGUAAUGAUGUACCCACAGGUACAUCAACCGCGCCUAGCGCGGCGCCGACUACGAAUCCCUCUCAAUCUCAAGGCGCAACGGGCACCGAAGGAGAAUCCGGUACCGUCAUACCUGUCCCGACCAAUACAGCUACAUCUGCUGCUCCAACGCAGACCGCGAAUCCAACGGCGACGAACACCGCAGCCACGAAUACGGCCACCUCUGCGCCCCUUCCUCAACCAACCGAUUCUGCAGCCGCUUCUUCUGUUUCCUCGCUGUCGAGUGUUUCUGCAUCCAGCGCAUCAGCGUCCAGCGCUGCCUCGGCGUCCAGCGCAUCCGCCUCCAGCGCUGCCUCGGCUUCAUCCGCAUCAGCCUCAAGCGCGUCCGCAUCUAGUGCUUCCGCUUCAAGCGCAUCACAAUCGUCUCAGACCACACGACCGCAGCCUACCGGAACUAUCGCAGGUAUGCCUCCGAAUGGUGGCGGAUCUGGACUGUCUGGUGGUCAAAUUGCGGGCAUCGUCAUCGGCGCCUUUUUCGGACUGCUUCUGCUACUGUUGCUACUCUUCCUUCUGUGUCGCAGGCGCAAUAGAGAUCGCGGUGCGGAAGCUGGUGUGGGAGGCGCAACUGCAGGAGGAGGUCCCAUUCGCAGAUUCAGCGACAAGUACUCGGCUGGAUUCUCCAGAGGCGGCAGUCGAAGACUUGGCACGUACGCGGCCAUCGGCGCCGCUGGUGCUGGCGCCGCUGCUGCCGGACGCGGUGGACGUGGCAGCCUAGCAAGUGAUGAAUGGGAGGAAGAUCAGCUUAAUGGAGGGAAUGGCAGUGGAUUCUUCGUCGUCGGUGGCCGCGACGGAGAUCAAAUGGCAUCCGACGCCCCGGCUGUCGGCAGUGAUCCUUUCAGCGACGGAGACGGCGGACGAAGCACUGGUGUAGGAGGCGGCAAACGCAGAGCGCUCGGCGCUCUUGGUCUGGGCGCUGCCGGAGGAUUUGUAGCAGCCGCGUUGGGCAGAAGGCGAUCCAGUAACAAGGAUAAGCAGUACAACGAGAAGGUGUCUGGCGGUGCGACCUCCGACGAUGAUGUUGACGCUCAUGGCGCGGGAGAGGAGAGGCGGGGGCUGAUGGACUACGCAAACGUGCCACCCGCAGAGCGUGACAUGUCUCAAGUUGGUCGUGGCGGCGCCGCGUGGGGCGAAGGCGACGGGGAAGGGGACAUGACGCAGGACUCGGAUUGGGCAUCCAACGCUGGCGUCCUUGGUGCAGGUGCUGGAGGGCUAGCUGCUGCGGCCGCGGCAAGCCGUGGGCGAGGUGGCGAUCCCAAGUCCGACCCAGAGAAGCAAGGCCUGAUGGACUCUCAGUACGACGAGAGUGGCCAAGACGUCGGAAGUCCAACAAACGUCCGCAAGGGGAUGACGCCGAGCCUCUCCGCCGGAUCCACCUCUGGAAGCGGUGGUAACCUGUGGGGUACGCCAUCAGCUCAGUAUGCCGCGGCCGGACUUGCAGGGGCAGGUGCAGGUGCCACAGCGGCUGGCAAUACGCACCGUCGUAAUUCGGACAGUUAUGGCGGAGGUGGCUACACAUCCGGCUCGCAGUCCGGCAACCACUCGAGCAGCAACAACAGCGGCAGCGGCUCACGAUCCAGAGGCACACCAAGCUCGCGGGGAGGUGGCGGUGGCACCAGCAGCAAUUCGACCGGGACGCGCACCGUCCAGGGCUCACCCUCUACCGUAACGAGUUUGCCACCUCCCCCGCGCGCUCCUAGAGAGCGACCCGGCGUCACAACAUACGGCAAUCUUGCUCCUGGAGCGGCGGCUGGAGCCAUCACCGCCGGGUCAGAGGGAGAUACUGAGCGGAAGCCACGCAUUCCUUCUUUCCAUGCAGGAUUCGGCGAAGGCGAUCUGGGAAUGACGGGCACAGAGCAGCCCGAAAGCGAUGUUGAAGGCGCAACACGUGCACCAGCGCUACUCGGAGCUGUAGCAGCCGGCGCUGGCCUAGGCGCUCUUGCUGCUGGACACAGGGAUAGCGGGGGCAGCACCUACUCGCGUGGUGCUUACCCCGAGCGCAAUUCGGCAGAGGUUGCCGCGACCCCGGACGAGGCAGAUCGUCAUAGCCGCUUCAUCAGCCAUAACACACCUCUGCUAGGCCCAGGAGCAGGUGGCGCUCAGACCGAUGCAGGAUCAACCUCGCAAAGCACCGCGCAUUUGUCACCUUACGCUCCUCCCGCUGCUGGAUAUGGCGCUCAUGGACGUCUAUCAACCAUCCGUUCCGUUGGCGAGUUUGGCGAAGGCAGUGCUGGCGGUGGAUCGGCUCUCCACUCUUUGGCAUCAGGCUCUGGUAGCGGAGGCAGCGCGUCGCAGUUCGGUUCGCGAGGUCAGAGCAGUCAACAAAAUGCCCCGUCUGAAGAGGCUGGCGCCGCUUUGGGAACAGCGGGCGGAGCUGCUAGCUUCUACACUCCCCCUGGCUCACCACGAGGCACUCUCGGUCAACCCAGAAGCAUGCGAAGCUUGGGUUCUACCGGUGGUGCGCCGAGCAGACUUGGAGGACCUUCUGGCUGGACACGAGAGACAGACGACGAAAUCGACGAUUCCGAGAACCCCUUCGAGGACACGCGUGCGAUCAGGCCAGAAUCAGGGGAGCCAGCAAGCGAUGCGCCCGACCAGUAUGCAAGUGCGGCAGCUACCGGUGGGAUCUUUGGAGGUCUGGCAGCCGGCUGGCGUCGUCUGACCAUGGGCAACACAGCACCACCUUCAAGCGCCGAGCGCGAGACGCCGAGCCACGAUCCAGACUUCUCGCCGGCAUCGCCGCAGCGCCAUGGCGCUCGACAUGAACCUGCCCAGACUUCUGACCCUGGUCUGGCGGCAGACGUGCACAGCCUUCGCGCAAGUGUCCAUCGCGCCAGUACGCUGGGACACGGUCAGAACAGCGGGCAAGGCUCGUCACCCCAAACUAUCUCCAAUUCUCGCGAAGCAUCCAGCGGCUCUGGUGGUACGUCCGAUUCGCGCAACGGUGAGCCUUCGGCUACUGAGCAAGAGCCGACGGUGCCACUCGAACCUGCCAUUGCCAAUGCGCCGAGUCUGCACUCAAGUCAGCGCUCUGCAGGUGGCUACAGUGCGAGCAUUUCAGACACAUCAGGCCAGACCAACUCGUCCAGAAGUCGCACAGGACCUGCAGGCUCAAGACGUUCUGCCAUGACCACAAGCACGGGCAUCGACAGUCUGAGCAACCGCACGCACGUGACGUCGAGCGAGCCGGACUCUAGUCGUAGUGGCAGCCGCAGCGGAGGAAGCAGCAGUCGCCGCACCGGGCUCAGCGAAGGCAGCGGAAGUACCGGCGCUGCGAGCUACAGUCCAAGUCAUUUGGCGCGUGGAAGCACUAUCAGCACCCGAGGCGGGACUAUGUCCAGCGGCGGGGCUAGCAGAGCGAACUCGCGCCGAACAGAGACAGACUACGCGCGGUCCCUAUCUGUUGGUCCUGAAUCGCAAGAAUACGCGAGUGACGGUCAAAGUAGUCGUGCAACGGCUGGCGGCGGCAGCAGCAUGCUGCCGGCUUCCGGAGCACUGAGCGGCAGCGGCAGCGGUAGCGGUAGUGGCAGUGGGGAAAGAAAGCGACGCCGUAGCGGAAGCUGGGAUGGUGGCGAGGGAGAAGAAGGUUUGCGCCGACUUGACAGCGUGCGAGAGGUCGGGGCAGCUGAAGAGCGAGACAGCAUCUCGAGCGCUGGCCCAUACCAAGAUUUGUAUGGGCACUACCCUAGCUCAUCGCUAGGGGCAGCGGCUAUGCGUCAGGCGCAGCGUGAGCUCGACCAACAGCAGCAGCAACAACAAGGCGGAACCUCACAUUCGCCGCAGUCAUCUUCUGACAUGGGCCGCACCCCGCGGGCACCGCCGCGCAGCUUGAUGCCCGGCGCGUCUCCAGCGGUCCAACCCACGCUCACCACCACCACUUCGUCCCCAACUUUGCAAGCCCUGCAGGGAAGAGGCGCUUCAGGUCAGACCGGUUCAUUGUCAUGGCGCGAAUCCCCACGUGUGGCGUCGGCGAGCAUGCGUGCUGCCGAAGCCGCUGCUCAUCUUGAACGUUCACGAGCCGAGGCCUUCCCGCCGGGUCAAUCAGAAUCAGCUGCUGGCACGCGACCUGCCAUACCAGAAUGGGGCCCUCUGGAAGCAUCAUUCCCGGAACAGUCCACCAGCUCUCCGCGGAGAGGUCGCCUGAGAGACGCUGAGCAGGGACCGGAAGAGCCCGAAGCUGGACAGGACGAUGGAGCAGAGGGCCGAGAAGGUGGUCGAAAGAGCGGGGGCAUGUGGCCUCGCUUCUUGCGUAUGUAG